Messenger RNA from Uloborus diversus, 1046 nucleotides. Its product is annotated as eukaryotic translation initiation factor 3 subunit G-like. Gene Ontology annotation, molecular function: translation initiation factor activity; RNA binding. Gene Ontology annotation, cellular component: cytoplasm; eukaryotic translation initiation factor 3 complex. Lineage: Eukaryota; Metazoa; Arthropoda; Arachnida; Araneae; Uloboridae. The record is from RefSeq and is a predicted model, not a curated record. The coding region runs from base 142 to 987 and encodes 281 amino acids. The transcript is spliced from 10 exons.
UUUGACGGUUACGGUUUCUUUAAAAUUCACGGUUGACGAGUUGGAGAGUUGUGUUGGAGUUGCAAAAGUUUCCACUUGUAGUUGUGUGUUGUGAAGAGGAUCAAAGGAAUUUCGUGAUUAAUAUUUAAUACUAACCCUAGCAUGCCAUCAGCUAUGGAGACAAAACCUAUCAGCUGGGCUGAUCAAGUCGAACAAGGAGAAGCUGAUUCUCAGCCUGCUGGAGAAGUUAUCACUGGAGAUAAAAAGAUAGUUACUGAGUUCAAACUUAAUGAUGAAGGGAAGAAAAUCAGGGUUGUGCGCUAUUACAAGAUUGAACGGAAGAUGGUCUCAAAAUCCAUUGCAUUGCGUAAAGCUUGGAAGAAGUUUGGCUCAGCUUCAAAUGAUCCUCCAGGUCCUAAUCCAUCAAAUACUAUAGUGUGCGAAGAAAUUUUUAUGCAGUUCUUGUCCAAUAAAGAAGAAGAAAAAGGUCAAGAAGAAGAUCCCUUGGCAAAACUUAAGGGUCAAAAAAUGGUUAAGUGUCGUAUUUGCAAAGAUGAUCAUUGGACUACUCAAUGUCCAUACAAGGAUAAACUUGGCACUUUGCCUGAUUUGUUAAAAGAAGAACCAAAGCCAGCAACUCCAAACCCUCAAGCAGAAGAAAAGGUAAAGGCAGGAAAAUAUGUGCCCCCAAGUAUGCGUGAAGGAGCCAAUAGGCGUGGUGAAUCUAUGACACCCUCAAGAACAAGAGAUGAAACAGCAACUAUCAGAGUAACAAACCUGUCUGAAGAUGUAAGGGACUCUGACUUACAAGAGCUGUUCCGACCUUUUGGGACAAUUGCACGUAUUUAUCUUGCAAAAGAUAAAUCAACAGGGCAGUCUAAGGGCUUUGCUUUUAUCAGUUACCACCGCCGUGAAGAUGCUGCAAGAGCUAUUCAAAGUGUUGAUGGCUUUGGAUAUGAUAAUUUGAUUUUAAGUGUAGAGUGGGCUAAACCAUCUGGAACAAACUGAUAAUGUACAGAUUGUGUUUGUAAAUUUAAUAAUAUUCAAUAAAUAUUAGAACAUUCUCU